UUGAAACUAGAUGGUGCUGUGUGAAUUGUGCAGGGUUAUUAUUAAUAUUAUCGGAACAUCUCUAGGUGACUCACUCCGAUAAUAAAUAGAGUUUUGACCGCGGUUCGUAUAUCGUUAAUUUCACACAAUACAAUAAUAUUGGUCAGUCUAUAAAUGGGCCAGUUUCAAUAAACACGUAUCGUAAAUGUUACGCAAUUAACUAUCAUUAUGUAUUCAACAAUAUUAUGUUAUCAAUUAAUAGUGUUCUUAUAUGCAAACGUUAAUGCGGUCGAUUUGCUUAAUGACAAUACAAAAAUAAUUAUUGACAAUGAUGCGGGCGGUGAUGACGCCAUGGCUAUAUUUCUUGCUUUACUAUACCAAAAACAUUUCAACGGGCCUGAAGUAGUCGCUCUGACUACAGUAAGUGGGAAUACUGCAGAACACAAUGUAUAUAGAAAUAAUCAGCGAAUAUUAAAAUUAACUAAUAGGCAAGACGUACCAAUAUAUAGAGGUGUCAAUAAUUCACUAUUCUCAACAUUUAGAGAACGUAAUUAUUAUGGCGAAGACGGCCUGGGCGAUACGGGAGAUAAUUUGACGGAUCUGGUUCCAGCUAAAUCUCAGGAUGCUGUGUCAGCGCUUAUUGAACUGUCCAAGAUACACGAAGGUACUCUUAUCGUUGUAACAAUUGGCCCCGUUACAAAUAUAGCUCUGGCGAUCGUUUUAGACCCUGGAUUUAUAGGGCGAAUAAAACACAUCUACAUCGCAGCUGGUCAUAUUUAUAGCGAUGUACAUCCCGAAGCAGAAUUCAACGCAAAAUCUGACGCCGAGGCGUACUUUAUAGUUACACAACGGGCAAAUCCCGAUAAAGUCACAAUUAUACCAUUCUCGCAAAUAAGAAUACAUUUGAAUUUUACAAAGGAAUGGAGACAAAAUGUAUUGGGUGCUAUCGAUACAAAUAUAAUUAAAGAACAAAACAGAUUUGAACAAGUAUCAAUGAAAAGAAAUGUGAGAUGGCAGGCGCUGGACCCAGCCUCCGUAGCUAUAGCCGUUAGACCUGAUCUUGUGAAAGAGUAUAAAUAUUCGAAGAACGAUAUAUGCUUGUGUGGUGAGGCUAGAGGACUAAAUAAUAACAGUUUGGUCAAUAAAGAAGAUGCUAAUGUUAGGCUUCUCUAUUCAGUGAACGAAAAUGAAUAUAAACAGUUUCUACUCGAAGUUUUUUCAAAGCAAUAAAUUAUAUAGGACUGAUU
Molecule: messenger RNA, 1226 nt
Organism: Achroia grisella
Lineage: Eukaryota; Metazoa; Arthropoda; Insecta; Lepidoptera; Pyralidae
Exons: 8
Coding region: 208-1209 (333 amino acids)
Molecular function (GO): hydrolase activity, hydrolyzing N-glycosyl compounds
Source: RefSeq, a predicted model, not a curated record